Messenger RNA from Paramecium sonneborni, 537 nucleotides. NCBI's taxonomy places the organism in Eukaryota, Ciliophora, Oligohymenophorea, Peniculida, Parameciidae. The record is from the annotation of a GenBank genome assembly.
CUUUUUAUGGCUAACAUACCCUAGUAAUAAUAUUCAACACCAUCAAAUUUACCUUCAUAUAAUCGAGAUCAAUCAACUUACUAAUAACCUACAUUAGGAUAAUAAUAAGUUCCUUAGGGUAAUUAUUAAGGUUAACCAUCUGGAGAGAAAGGAUUACAAUACUUGCCUUAGUAAGCAGUUGGUCAACCUUAAAAUGUAUAAACAUAAUAAUUAUAUGGACUACCAUAAUAAGGGUUAAUCGGAUAACCACAAACAGGAUUGAUAGGACAACCAUAAUUAGGAAUGGUUGGAUAGCCUCAAAUAGGAUUGGUUGGAUAAUAAUAAGCAAUUCAGCAACCUUUAUUUGGAUAAUCAUAAAUUUAACAACUUUAAUAAUAAACAGUUGAAACUUAAUAGGGUCAAGUAGUAAAGGGAUAAUCAAGAAUUGAAUAUAUUCCAUAUGAGAGAACAGUAACUGAGUAUGAAGNUGUAACUCCAAAUUAGAAUUGUAAGAAUCAUUAGAAUAAUAAGAAAAUUAUGAUCUUAUUUUUGAGGUGA